Messenger RNA from Phaeodactylum tricornutum CCAP 1055/1, 1223 nucleotides. RefSeq names its product UDP-glucose 4-epimerase (gene GALE1). Gene Ontology annotation, molecular function: UDP-glucose 4-epimerase activity. The record is from RefSeq and is a predicted model, not a curated record. Bases 1 to 1077 code for a protein of 358 amino acids. The transcript has 3 exons. Lineage: Eukaryota; Bacillariophyta; Bacillariophyceae; Surirellales; Neidiaceae. Gene Ontology annotation, biological process: beta-D-galactose catabolic process via UDP-galactose, Leloir pathway. Gene Ontology annotation, cellular component: cytosol.
AUGAACAGAGCGAUAUUUCGAACCGUUCUCGUCACUGGUGGAGCAGGUUACAUCGGCUCUCACACAUGCUUGGAGCUCUUGGAGAGUAAAACUUACAAGGUUGUAGUGAUAGAUAAUCUCGACAACUCUUCAGAAGAAUCCAUUAAACGAGUACAACAGCUGACUGCUUGCGGCAAAGAUGAUCUGGUUUUUCGAAAUUGCGAUAUCCGAGACCGUCGACGCUUGAAAGCGGUGCUCGAUGAGUUCCCAAACAUUAGUUCAUGUAUCCAUUUCGCAGGUCUUAAGGCCGUUGGAGAGUCAGUCUCAAAGCCAUUGAUGUACUAUGACUGCAAUGUUGGAGGGACUGUCCAACUUUUGGAGCAGUUGAAUAACAAAGGAAUAAAAAACUUUGUAUUUUCAUCGUCAGCCACUGUUUACGGUGAACCUGAAAUGCUUCCCUUAGUUGAAACGGCACGGCUACAGGCAACAAAUCCCUACGGACGAACGAAGCUCUUCAUAGAGGAAAUUUUGCGUGAUUGUCAUGCAUCGGACGAUUCCUGGAAUACAUUGAUACUGAGAUACUUUAAUCCAAUCGGGGCUCACCCAUCGGGAAAAAUCGGAGAAGAUCCACAAGGGAUACCAAACAAUCUAAUGCCCUUUGUGGCACAGGUUUGUGUCGGUCGAAGAGAAAAGCUUUCCGUUUUUGGCGACGACUACGACACUCCAGAUGGAACAGGCGUACGUGAUUAUAUUCACGUCGUUGACCUUGCGAAGGGUCAUGUCGCUGCUCUUGAGAAGCUGUACAGUGAUCAAGUAGGUUGCCGCGCAGUCAACUUGGGAACUGGGCAGGGAGUGUCAGUUCUGGAAUUAGUCAAAGGAAUGGGAAAGGCGACAGGCAAAGCUGUACCCUACGAGAUUUCUCCUCGUCGGCCAGGAGAUGUUGCCACAGUUUACGCUGACGCGAGCCUUGCGCAGGAGCUGCUGGGUUGGAAAGCAGAGCUCGGUGUAGACGCUAUGUGCGAAGACACUUGGCGAUGGCAAUCGACCAAUCCAAACGGUUACCAGCAACAAGUACAGGAUAUAGAAAGCGAGCAAUAAGUUUGAAGCCUUUCGAAUAUGGAACCAAGCUGCGUAGUCGAUUGUCUAGACCUAUCGAGUAGAAGCGUAAGGUAUUGCGGUAGUUUACAGUUAAAGUGCUAUGGUUUUGCAGCUCGACCAGCAAUAAAACGCUAUUGUCUACUUUA